Messenger RNA from Thlaspi arvense, 2164 nucleotides. The record is from the annotation of a GenBank genome assembly. NCBI's taxonomy places the organism in Eukaryota, Viridiplantae, Streptophyta, Magnoliopsida, Brassicales, Brassicaceae.
CACGGCCCUGCUCAGAAGCCAAAGGGCAAAAUGAUCCCUGAAACUCCCAUGGUGUCUAUCUAUGUAUCAGAGAACACGCAUAAGGAAAGGGCCUAUGUGACGUUCUUGGCCGGUAAUGGAGACUAUGUGAAGGGAGUGGUGGGAUUAGCAAAGGGUUUGCGUAAGUGUAAGAGUGCUUAUCCUCUUGUUGUUGCUAUCUUGCCUGAUGUUCCUGAGGAACAUAGAGAGAUCUUGAAGUCUCAAGGCUGUGUCGUGCGUGAGAUCGAGCCUCUCUAUCCUCCGAACGACCAAGUCUCAUAUGCAAGGGAUUAUUACGUCAUCAAUUACUCAAAACUGCGAAUUUGGAACUUUAAGGAGUACAACAAGAUGAUUUACUUGGACGCAGAUAUUCAAGUCUAUGACAAUAUCGAUGACCUCUUCGAUAUGCAAGAUGGCUAUUUGCACGGCGUCUUGAGCUGUUUCUGCGAGAAAUUUUGGAGCUGCACGCCACUCUACUCGAUCGGGUAUUGUCAGCAUUGUCCAGAGAAGGUCACAUGGCCGAACGAGAUGGGACCUUCUCCUCCUCCUCCAUACUACAACGCCGGUAUGUUUGUGUUUGAGCCUAACACUUUGACUUAUGAGAAUCUCCUUCAGACCCUCCAGGUCACACCACCUACCCCAUUCGCUGAGCAAGAUUUUCUCAAUAUGUUCUUUGAGAAAGUUUUUAAACCGGUCCCUCCGGUUUAUAACUUGAUUCUAUCUGUGCUUUGGCGCCAUCCGGGGAGUGUUGACUUGGAGAGAGUCAAAGUUGUUCACUACUGUCCACCUGGAUCCAAGCCAUGGAGAUACACAGGAGACGAGCCAAACAUGAAGAGAGAAGAUGUAAAAAUGUUAAUUAAGAAAUGGUGGGAUAUUUAUGACGAUGUUUCCCUUGAUUUCAAACCAAAAAGCCCAAAUAAAUUGAUUUCGAAGUCAAAUAUUAUAACUUCAGUACCCGAACAAUCAGUUACCUAUUCUCCUGCUCCACCUUCCGCCGCACGAGAGGUUGUGGAGGUCACGAGUCCGGAGGUUGGACACAUGAUUGAUUUACCUCUCAUCAGCUCUCACAAAGUACAGGAUCAAAGUGAGAAAGUUGUGAUUCAGAUUAGAGUUUACUCAAUACGGGAGACAGCCGGUAACGGAGACUAUGUGAAGGGAGUGGUGGGAUUAGCAAAGGGUUUGCGUAAGGUUAAAAGUGCGUACCCUCUUGUCGUUGCUAUCUUGCCUGAUGUUCCUGAGGUACAUCGGGAGAUCUUGAAGUCUCAAGGCUGUGUCGUGCGUGAGAUCGAGCCUCUUUAUCCUCCUGAUGACCAGGUCUCAUAUGCAAGGGACUAUUACGUUAUCAACUACUCGAAGCUUCGAAUUUGGAACUUUGAAGAGUACAAGAAAGUGGUUUUCUUGGACGCGGAUAUUCAGGUCUAUGACAAUAUAGACGAGCUCUUUGAUUUGCCAGAUGGUUACUUGCACGGCGUGUUAGGCUGUUUCUGUGAGAAAACAUGGAGCCACACGCCGCAGUACACAAUCGGAUAUUGUCAACAGUGCCCGGAAAAGGUGACGUGGCCCAUCGAGAUGGAAUCUCCUCCUCCUCCUCCGUACUACAACGCCGGAAUGUUUGUGUUUGAGCCUAACCUUACUACUUACGAGAGCCUCCUCCAAGCUCUCAAGGUCACACCACCUACCGAAUUUGCAGAACAAGAUUUUCUCAAUGUGUUCUUUGAAAAUGUUUUUAAACCGAUCCCAUUGGUUUAUAACCUGAUUAUGUCUCUACUUUGGCGUCACCCGGAGAACGUGGAGCAGGACAAAGUCAAGGUUGUUCAUUACUGUGCACCUGGAUCCAAGCCAUGGAAGUUCACAGGGGAAGAAGCUUUCAUGGACAGAGAAGAUGUCAAAAUGUUGGUUAAGAAAUGGUGGGAUAUCUACAAUGAUGAAUCUCUCAAUUUCAAACCAUAAAGCUAAUUAAAGAAAGAAACAGUUUCGAAAUAAUUUGGCAUGGAAGAAAAAAACCAGAUGAAGCCAAAUUUUGUUGUGUUUGAUUUCUAUGCUUUAGGGUGUAUAUUUGUUUGUUUGUUUGUUUGAUUGUGCGGUUAGCAAUAAAUUCGUCAAAACUAUAUAAUUAUUUAGCUUGAAUAUAUUUUUAACCUUUUCA